Messenger RNA from Pyrgilauda ruficollis (rufous-necked snowfinch), 3233 nucleotides. It is a transcript of the gene SYNGAP1, whose product is annotated as synaptic Ras GTPase activating protein 1. The record is from RefSeq and is a predicted model, not a curated record. The transcript has 16 exons. NCBI's taxonomy places the organism in Eukaryota, Metazoa, Chordata, Aves, Passeriformes, Passeridae. Gene Ontology annotation, biological process: regulation of GTPase activity. Bases 148 to 2979 code for a protein of 943 amino acids.
UGGGGUCCCCCCCGGGUUUUGGGGUGGGGAUUGUCUCCCGCUGGGUUUCAGGGUGCCCUGACCUCCCGUUCCCCCCCGCUCCCAGAUUACCACGGCGGCCGCUCCCGCAGGAAGAGCGUUCCCGGGGGGAAGCAGUUCAGCAUCAACAUGGACGCGCCGCCCGCGCCCCCCUUCCGGCCCUCGCAAGGCUUCCUGAGCCGCCGCCUCAAGAGCUCCAUCAAGCGCACCAAGAGCCAGCCCAAGCUGGACCGGACCAGCAGCUUCCGGCAGAUCCUGCCGCGCUUCCGCAGCGCCGACCACGACAGGGCCCGGCUGAUGCAGAGCUUUAAGGAGUCGCACUCGCACGAGUCGCUGCUGAGCCCCUCGAGCGCGGCCGAGGCGCUGGAGCUGAACCUGGACGAGGAUUCCAUCAUCAAGGCCGUGCACAGCAGCAUCCUGGGCCAGGAGUUCUGCUUCGAGGUGACGACGGCGUCGGGCACCAAAUGUUUCGCCUGUCGGUCGGCGGCCGAGAGGGACAAAUGGAUCGAGAACCUGCAGCGUGGGCAACUGGUGAGAAUGGGGGUCGACAACAGCCGCCGCGUGGACAACGUGCUGAAGCUGUGGGUGAUCGAGGCGCGCGACCUGCCGCCCAAGAAGCGCUACUACUGCGAGCUGUGCCUGGACGACAUGCUGUACGCGCGCACCACCAGCAAGGCCCGCACCGACAACGUCUUCUGGGGCGAGCACUUCGAGUUCAACAACCUGCCGGCCGUGCGCACCAUCCGCCUGCACCUCUACAAGGACACCGACAAGAAGAGGAAGAAGGACAAGAGCAACUACGUGGGCAUGGUGAGCAUCCCCAUCGCCAGCGUCACCGGGCGGCACUUCGCCGAGCAGUGGUACCCCCUGAGCCAGCCCAGCGGCAGCAAGAGCAAGGCCGGGUGCCCGGCGCUGCGGGUCAAGAGCCGCUUCCAGACCAUGAGCAUCCUGCCCAUGGAGCUCUACAAGGAGUUCGCCGAGUACGUCACCAACAACUACCGCAUGCUCUGCGCCGUGCUGGAGCCCGUGCUCAGCGUCAAGAGCAAGGAGGAGGUGGCCUGCGCGCUGGUGCACAUCCUGCAGAGCACCGGCAAGGCCAAGGACUUCCUGUCGGACAUGGCCAUGACGGAGGUGGAUCGUUUCAUGGACCGGGAGCAUCUGAUCUUCCGGGAGAACACCUUGGCCACCAAAGCCAUCGAGGAGUACCUGAAGCUCAUCGGCCAGAAAUACCUCAAGGAUGCCAUUGGCGAGUUCAUCCGUGCGCUCUACGAGUCGGAGGAGAACUGCGAGGUGGACCCCAUGAAGUGCUCGGCCUCCACCCUGGCCGACCACCAGGCCAACCUGCGCAUGUGCUGCGAGCUGGCGCUCUGCAAGGUGGUCAACUCCCACUGCGUGUUCCCGCGGGAGCUGAAGGAGGUGUUCGCCUCGUGGCGGCUGCGCUGCGCCGAGCGCGGGCGCGAGGACAUCGCCGACCGCCUGAUCAGCGCCUCGCUCUUCCUGCGCUUCCUGUGCCCCGCCGUGAUGUCCCCCAGCCUCUUCGGCCUCAUGCAGGAGUACCCCGACGAGCAGACGGCGCGGACGCUGACCCUCAUCGCCAAGGUCAUCCAGAACUUGGCCAACUUCACCAAGUUCGGGAGCAAGGAGGAGUACAUGGCGUUCAUGAACGAGUUCCUGGAGCUGGAGUGGGCCAGCAUGCAGCAGUUCCUGUACGAGAUCUCCAACCUGGACACGCUGACCAACAGCACCAGCUUCGAGGGCUACAUCGACCUGGGCCGCGAGCUGUCCACGCUGCACGCGCUGCUCUGGGAGGUCAUGAGCCAGCUCAGCAAGGAGGCGCUGCUGAAGCUGGGCCCGCUGCCGCGGCUGCUGACGGACAUCAGCGUGGCGCUGCGCAACCCUCACCUGCAGCGCCAGCCCAGCCAGGGCGAGCGGCUGCCGCCCAAGGGGCUGGUGCUGCGCGGGCCCUCGGCCGACCUGCAGCCCUACCUCGUGCGCGACCUCAACAGCUCCGUGGAUCUCCAGUCCUACAUGGUCCGGGGGCUCAACAGCUCCAUGGACGUGCCGCGCCUGCCGUCCCCGCCGCAGGAGAAGGGUCCCCCCGAGGUGCUGGUGCUGAGCCGCCCGCCGCUCGCCCGCUCCUCGCCCGCCUACUGCACCAGCAGCUCGGACCUGACCGAGCCCGAGGGCGGCCGCGGGGGCGCGCUGGGGGUCGGCAAGAGCGUCUCCAUGCUGGACCUGCAGGACGGACGCGUGGACAGCAUCCCCAGCCUGCCGGCCGAGCUGCUGGCCGGGGGCGCGGCGCCGGGGGGCGCGGGCCAGGGGGGGCUGCGGCCCGGGCGGCUGUCGCAGGGCAGCGCCUCCAGCCUGGCCCCGCCGCGCCUCGGCGUGCCCGAGCCCGGCGGCCCGCAGCUGCGGGGGCCGCUCUCCUUCCNGUGGGGGAUAUGGGGACGCUGGGACAGGGGGACUUUGGGUGCGUCGCAGACGCCGUCCACGCUGAACCCGGUGCUGCCGGCGUCCGAGCGCACGGUGGCCUGGGUGUCCAACAUGCCGCACCUGUCGGCCGACAUCGAGAGCGCGCACAUCGAGCGCGAGGAGUACAAGCUCAAGGAGUACUCCAAGUCCAUGGACGAGAGCCGGCUGGACCGGGUGAAGGAGUACGAGGAGGAGAUCCACUCGCUGAAGGAGCGGCUGCACAUGUCCAACCGCAAGCUGGAGGAGUACGAGCGGCGCCUGGUGACGCAGGAGGAGCAGACCAGCCGCAUCCUCCUGCAGUACCAGCAGCGCCUGGAGCUCAGCGAGAAACGGCUCCGGCAGCAGCAGCAGGAGAAGGACUCGCAGAUCAAGAGCAUCAUCGGCAGGCUGAUGCUGGUGGAGCAGGAGCUGCGCAGGGAUCACUUGGGCGCCCACGACCCGUCCGAGGGCCGGCGGCGGCUGCUCGACGCUCAGCUGUCCGUCAGGUAGCGCGGCCCGGCCCCGCCAGUGGCACCGGACCCUCGGCCACCGGUGACACCCCAGGUGGGUCCUUGUCCCCUCCCUGUCACCCCCCAGGCCGCACAGGGGGACCCUUGGGGACACGGAUCCGAGAUGUCCCCAAGGCCCUCUCGUGUCCCCGGGGGACACUGGGAACCCUUGGGGACAUGGAUCCGGAAUGUCCCCAAGCGCUCUGCUGGCCCCAAGGGACACUGGGGACACUUGGCAGGUGUCCCCAUGUCCCU